This is a messenger RNA of Microthlaspi erraticum, 1362 nucleotides long. The record is from the annotation of a GenBank genome assembly. NCBI's taxonomy places the organism in Eukaryota, Viridiplantae, Streptophyta, Magnoliopsida, Brassicales, Brassicaceae.
AUGAGUGUAGCUUGUGUGGAGAAGCCACCACUCUUAUCUAUAGACCAGUCAAAGUGGCAUGAGCAUACACUUACUCACUUUCCAAGACAAGCUUCCUUGACUUGCGACCUCUGUGCCUUGGCAAAUUCAAGCUCUCCUUUCUAUGUAUGUCUCCUUUGUGACUUUGUGGUCCAUCAAAGCUGUCUCAGCUUACCACGUGUCAUCCGGAUAUCUCGCCAUCCCCAUCGAAUCUCUUUCACUCCUUCUUUUGACCAAGGAAAUUGGUCUUGUGGUGUUUGUCGCAGAGAGAUCAACAACGACUACGGAGGUUAUUCUUGCAUCAAGGAUGAUUGUUCGUAUGCGGCUCAUUCAAAAUGUGCCACACAGAGCAAUGUGUGGGAUGGUAAAGAACUAGAGGGAGAGCCUGAAGAAAUUGAAGAAGAAGUCAUGCCGCCGUUUGUGAGGAUAAGCGAUGGUAUCAUUCAACAUUUCAGUCAUGAAGAUCAUCAUCUGAAACUUGAUGAGAAUGCCGGCAGUGAUUAUGACGAGAACAAGCAGUGUCAAGCAUGCAUCACACCGGUAUAUUUCGGCAACUAUUACUCUUGUAUGCAAUGUGAGUUCAUAUUACACGAAACUUGUGCAAAUCUUUCUCGCAAAAUGAAUCAUCCUAUACAUCCACACCUGCUUACUCUAGUGACAAGACACGACGGUGUUAUAAAAAUAAGCUCUGAUACGGAUAUCACCAACUAUGAGAGUUCAUGUUCAGCUUGUCCUUGGUUGUGCACAGCUGGUUUCUUCUAUGAGUGCGGUGAAGAAGGAUGCUGUUUUAAGGUACAUGUGCAGUGUGCUACAAUUUCUGAACCAUUAGAUCAAGGAAGCCAUGAGCAUCCUUUAUUCCUAACAUCCAAACCAGGAGAGAAGAGAAAGUGUUCAAUUUGCCAAGAUGAUGAUUACACAGAAACAUUCAACUGCAUUGAGUGCGACUUUGCUUUGUGUUUUGGGUGUGCUACUUUACCUCAAAAGGUGAGGUAUAAGCAUGAUAAGCAUACGCUCGCUCUUUCUUAUAGGAAAGAGCCAAGUACCAUGACGUAUUGGUGUGAAGCCUGCGAGAGAAAAAUAAAACCGAAUAAGCGGUUUUAUAUGUGUGAUAAGUAUUGUUGUGUUACCCUACACAUUGGUUGUCUGAUUGGAAAGGACUUAUACAUGAAGCCCGGUGCAUCGUGGUUAUACAACAAUAGAAAGGUAGUUGUUGUGCCCAACAAUCAACAUAUGUCUCGUCCUUUUUGCUCUUGUUGUAAGAAGCGUUGUCCAUACAAAACGUUGUUCCAGCGCUAUGUAUUUACAAUUUGUUCCACAAAGUGUAUGUAUCAUGGUAUUCCAUAA